Messenger RNA from Fundulus heteroclitus (mummichog), 3721 nucleotides. RefSeq names its product proline-rich protein 36-like. Lineage: Eukaryota; Metazoa; Chordata; Actinopteri; Cyprinodontiformes; Fundulidae. Bases 233 to 3721 code for a protein of 1162 amino acids. Gene Ontology annotation, biological process: cell differentiation. The transcript has 8 exons. The record is from RefSeq and is a predicted model, not a curated record.
ACCUUUUUUUUUUUUUUUUUUUUCUCUGGACCGUUUAAAGAGCAGAGGCAACAUUUUUAUUGUAUUGUUGUAGUUUGAGCGGCUAAAGAGAAUCUAAAGACCAAAGCAGUCGCCUUGUCCUAAAACAAACGUGGUUUGGGUGUUAUGGGCUGUUAUGAUGAAAAGUUUGUUAAAAUAAAUAAAUCUGUGCUGAUAUGCGACGUUUAAUUGGCAUCUAGCCAAUCGGGACGCAAUGAUUUCCUACGUUGAAUGUCUGGGGGGCGAGGGGGCGGCCCCCGGGGUUUCUUCACAAUGCUGGAACGGGGGACCCGACGAAGAGCGGGACGAGCUUCUUCCACGCAAGAUGGCCGCCCUCCAACCUAAGACGGAGGGCAGCCUGAGGCGGCGCCUGCUCAGCGCCAAGAUCUACCAGCAGCAGAGCGCCAUGCUGGGAAUGAACGGUGCAAACAGGCCAGCGUCGCCCUCAGGAGACAGAAAGCCCCCACCGCCUCACCUGCAGUGUAACCCCUGGAUCCUCCCGCCGCGACAACACGUUCACCCUUCUCUCCCCCCGGAGGCUUAUGGGAAACUCUUCUUCUCCCCAGAAACCUGUGAGAAACCUCAGGUGCAAACCUCGGCCCUCCAGGUGCAGCGGCCCUCUUGCCCCAUCCUCGCCCAACGUCGUCGAACUAGUUCCUGCCCCCCGUCUCCAGAGCCCCGCCCCGGCUACGCCUUACCUGUUCCCUCCUCUGUGGGCGUGGCCAACCCGCCAACGGAACCAGAGGUGCCCCCUCAGUACCGCUACCAGCCCACCAAGAGACGGAAGACCAGAUUCUCUUGGUUCAGACGCUGCCAACGGAGGAACUUACAGCAGGAGGCCUUGGCCACCACCCCUCUCCUCCAAAAAGCGGGGGACGGGGACGGUAAGUGGUCCGUUCACUACAGUACCCAGAAGCCUCGGCAGGGCCUGCGCUUCAUCCCCGGGAAACGGCGGUCGGGCAGCGCCGAUGACCUGCGAGCGUGCAACGGCCUGACUCAGCAUGACACCUUUAAGCCCCGCCCGCCGAGUCCCACCUUUGCUCAGUACUCCGGCUUCGACCAAUCCGAGGGCAGCACCCGCAGAGGGUGGCGGGGCAGAGGCAGGAAGAUGAGGUCCAGAGUCCGGGACUUUCUCUCUCAGACUUGCUUUUCAGUUUGUUUCAAGUUUUCACUUUGGAGGAGAAAGUCUUCAGCGUCUUCGGAUGAAGAUGAGAAGUUCUUCCUCGCCCACCCGCGCCCCAUGACUCCGCUGGUCCUGAAUCCCAUCAGCCUCACGUCCGGCUGGGAUGAGCUGGGAUCGGCCGGCGAACAGAGCGCCGACGUGGAGACGGAGCCCGGCCAGCGGCUUCCUACGCCGGAGGAGAAGAUGAGGCGGCAGGCGGAGGCAGUCGCAGCCGAUAUAGUUCCCAUCAACGUCACAGGCGAGAGUUUUGACCGACAGGCCAGUUUUCGGAGAACGCUCUCCAACGGGGACUCGCUGAGUCGAAGACCUCACAAGCUGAGCCGCCGUAAGACCGUUUCCGCCAUAUCAGACGACGUCAUCCCCAAGCGUUCGGUUUCAGCCGGCCUUCCCGGUCAGUACGCCACAGUGGGUCGCCCUUCCUCCGCCUCCUGCUCCCCGUCGCCUCGGCACAAGAGCAGAGACGUGGAUUGGGAGGAGAGCGAAGGAAGCAGGAAGGAGGGCCACGGUACCUCCAGGAGAAUCAGAGCGCCAAGGGGAGAGGGCCUGUCCAGCCUCAUGGCUUCUCUCACCUCCUCACCAAAUGUCUCCUCCAGCAUCCACAGCCUCCCCCGUAUGCCCACCGCCUCCUCCCUGAGCUCUGACGUCGGCUGGAACAGCCCCGACUGCAGCACGCUCAGUGCCUCUUCGUCUUACAGCCAGGAUCAGCAAGGUUUCCCAAGCGACUUUCAGCCGCUGUUGCCCUAUGACCCCAAUGCCAGAGUCAUACCCCAGUCCCCUUCCUCCUCCUCGUCUUGUUUGCCUGCUUCCCCUGUCAACUCCUGCAUCUCUGACGCGCCCAGUCAGCUGCAGUCAGAGUGGUCUUAUCCCAGCGAUGGGCCUUUAAACGAGGACUCUUCUCACUACCUCUCCUCCUUGUCCAUAGCUGACGCUGUGUCCCAGUUUAGUUACCAGACUUUGGAGGAGCAAACUCAGCAAAAUGCCCAGAACCUCUCUGAUGGAGACUCCUGCAGUGGGGAGAGCUGGAACUACAGGCCUCUCUCUCCUUGCUCCAGCAUCCACAGUGGAACCACCCAGGACCCAAGAUGUGUCUCUGAAGAAGGCUGGAGCUGUGACCCUCUUCUUUCUUCAGGUCGCUCCACCCCUUUCUGCGCUGACAACACCUCUCUUUGCUCAGAGAAGAUACCCUCAUCGCCCCCGGCGAACCGGGAGAAAAGGAAGUCCGGCACUUCAGCCUUCUACUCCCGCACCGUCACGCGUAGCAUCUCCCUACGCAAGUCCAAGCGUCCACCUCCGCCACCGCUACGCUGUGACUCUUUAAGGCGCCGGCCGAGUCGCAGCAAACCCCCUCGUUCCUCAACAACCCCACGUCCUGAGCGGAGCCCUCGUGUGGAUCGCGGCGCCUCCCCCGCACCCAUGUCAUCUCCUCAGACCUUUCCUGACCCCUGGGUGCCCCGGAGCAACGCAAACAGACGUCAAGGUGAUCUGAACUGUGGAACGGUCACAAGCUUUGAGCCUUUAGGUCCAGACUCCAAGAACGAAACUACUACUGACUCUGACCCUUCCGGCACCAACCAGAUGAGCCCCAAGCACUGCUACAUGGUUAACCCUGGAUCCCUGGGCUCCAAUGACAAACAACUUAAACUUGCUCUCAACCAUCCACCAGACUCCCCAGCUGCAGGGCUUCAGUGCCUUGCCUCUCCAUCCAGUGGUUACUCCAGCCAGUCUAACACCCCGAGUCCUGGUACCCCCAUCUCUUCACCCCUCAAUCCUUCCUCCCCUCUUACAGCAAGCCCUGGGGCAUUUUCCCUUCCUCCGACUUCCCCUUUCUUUACCUCAUGCUCUCCAACCUUUCCCCAUUCCCCCUCAGCCUCUUCCCUGCCCAGGACCAGGUCUCGGGGCAAAGAGAGGACAAAGCCACCAGUGCCACAGAGGAAGUCAUCACUUCUCUCGUCCUCAUUCUCCUCCACCUCCUCUCUCUCCUCUUACACCUCGUCUGAUUCCUUAGCAAGACCUCCGCUUCUACCCAGACCACCUCCUCCUCCUCCGCUUCCACAAUCCACUACCCCCACCCACACAUUCUCUGUCCCAGUGUCUCAUCUUCCUCCACCACCACCACCUCCUCCACUUUCAUGGUCCAGUGCUUCAGUUCCUGACUUCGGCCUUCAUGCUCCUUGCCUUCCACCUCCUCCUCCUCCUCCUCUUCCACAACCCAGUCCUGCAGGCACUCAGUUCUGUCCACCUUCUCCUCCUCUACAGCAGGCUGCUCCUCCAAUCCCUGGGUUCUCUCUCCCUGCCCCUUCAGCCAUCACUUCCAACCCUUCACCUCUUCUGCAGUAUUCCUCUUCUCCUCAUCCCCUUACCACUACUUCCAUGCCUGGGUUUUGCCUCCAUGUUCCUCUACCACCUCCUCCUCCUCCUCCACUUCCAAGGGAUCUCUCAGCUUCACCCCUACCCCCUCCUCCACCUCUCCCUGCAGACCUCAUAUUGUGCUCUGGCUUCCACAGUACUAUCCAGCUUUGA